UUGUUUAUUGGUGACACCUGUGAACAGCUGUCGGCUGAGGACUAGCUACAUCCACCUCUCCGGCUAACUCAACCUUAAAUCAACUUAUAUUACUGUUUUCCGCCGUUUUAUAUCCCACGGUUGAUUGGAGGACCGUCGCCAUGGAGCCAGCCUGCCGUAAAGACAAGCCGAAGCUGAACUCCACCCCGACCAGAGGAGACCGAGCCCGGCAGAAGUCUGCACAGCAAGAGCACAAGCAGCGCCAGAGAGCCGAGAUUUAUGCCUUGAACAAGGUGAUGACGGAGUUGGAGCAGCAGCAGUUUGAGGCCUUUUGUAAACAGAUGCAGUCACAAGGAGAAUGAUGAGACCUGGACCAGGACCCUGCAACAAGGCCCCAUGUACCUUCAUACAAUCAGACGGUUAUACUCACACUGACGUUCAAUAAGACAAUCGUUGCUCUCGAUGGUUUACGUCUCAAAUUCCUGCUUCAGAUAGCAGCUUCAACAAAGUCUGAGCCUAACCCUGAACUCUGGAGUUGAACAUUCCCGACGUGGAACACUGAAGAUGAAAAGUAUUGGUUCAAAAAGUGUAUCGAUCGGAGACAUGAUUUUAACCUCACAAUCUGAUCCAGUGGUAAUGUGUGUGUCAGGAUUUGCACGUUAAAUAAAUGUAUUUUAAAUUGGA
Messenger RNA from Anarrhichthys ocellatus (wolf-eel), 663 nucleotides. RefSeq names its product small vasohibin binding protein (gene svbp). Gene Ontology annotation, biological process: protein secretion; negative regulation of protein ubiquitination. Lineage: Eukaryota; Metazoa; Chordata; Actinopteri; Perciformes; Anarhichadidae. Gene Ontology annotation, cellular component: apical part of cell. Bases 141 to 341 code for a protein of 66 amino acids. The transcript has 3 exons. The record is from RefSeq and is a predicted model, not a curated record.